Messenger RNA from Xenopus tropicalis (tropical clawed frog), 1956 nucleotides. It is a transcript of the gene znf706l, whose product is annotated as zinc finger protein 706 like. The transcript has 5 exons. NCBI's taxonomy places the organism in Eukaryota, Metazoa, Chordata, Amphibia, Anura, Pipidae. Gene Ontology annotation, biological process: regulation of DNA-templated transcription. Gene Ontology annotation, cellular component: cytoplasm; nucleus. The record is from RefSeq and is a predicted model, not a curated record. The coding region runs from base 257 to 484 and encodes 75 amino acids.
GUACAGGCUGUCAUAUGCCAUAUAUGGCUGGCUAGCUUUAGUCCUCCAAACACCUCUGUGGUUCCUACGUUACCAGGCAACGCUUUUGUUCUGCUCUCCACCGGAAGUGGCGUGCGGUACAACUGGCAGUAACCGGAACAACCCGGAUUUAUGUGCAGCCUGCUCUGUCGCGACUGAGAGAAGGAGGAAGAAAUCGCGACACGCAGUGUUUGGUGGCGGAGGAGGUAGUGGUGACCUAAAGAGCAAUUCUGGCAACAUGGCCCGUGGACAGCAAAAGAUCCAAGCUCAGCAGAAGAAUGCCAAGAAACAAGCAGAAAAGAAGAAACAUGGCAAUGAUCAGAAGGCCGCAGCUAAGGCUGCACUGGUAUUUACCUGCCCUGUGUGUAGGACACAGAUGCCAGAUCCUAAAACAUUCAAGCAGCACUUUGAAAGUAAGCAUCCAAAGUCGCCAAUGCCCCCUGAGCUAGCAGAUGUGCAGGCAUAACAGAAUCUUGAGAUGUGUCUUCGCUGAUGAAUGCACUGAAUAAAUUGGGUUUGGAAUCUUUGAGAGUGACUCCCAUUUUUGGCUGCCCUAUUACCUUCUCACCUUUCCUGUCCUAAUGGAACUAGUGAUGUGAGAAUUUCUGGACUUUGUUUUCACAACUACUAAUGUGUAGUAUUUUAUAAUCUUAAGUGUUUUCCCCCCUUUACACUAUAUUUUGUGCACAGGGUUUACUAUAGGAUGAGCUGCAGAGGUUGGGGCAAAUACAGCAACUAUUUUUUAACAGUCUGAUAAGUUUAUUAAUAAACUGUGGUGCUUUUGCUAAGGUAAAAUUGGAGCUGUUAUCUGAAUCUUUUGUUAAGCAGCUAUUCUGGGGUUACAGCAACAACUACUGGAAAGACAUCUUAAAAGAAAGGCAAAUCCAGUGCAUAGCUCUAUAAACCCAUGUUUUUUCCCUCUCUAUUGAACUUUCCCAUUCUGUGGCUGCAUCUUUAUCUCGGAAAGUAGGGAUUUCAAAGUGCCGACCACUGUCUUAGUUAACAAGCUGCCAAGUCUUUCCAUCGCAUGUUACUUUGCUCUUCACCUGCCAACACCUCCCAGACAAACAUGGAACCCCUCAGUAGGGACAUUACAAUCUUAUUUAUAAGGAGGCCCAAUUAUAUGACUGUGUGUACAGUGCAGUAUUGAAUUAUAGCCAAAAUGGCAAGCAUUGCUAGUAUAUGCCAUUCUUACAUGGAAAAAUGAAAGGUUACCUUUCCAGUGCACAUGGGCCAUAUUGGUUUUGAGUUACAAUUGCACCCCACCCAUAAAAGCGACUAUUUUAAUGUUCCAUUCCAUUUAAUGCCCUUACAAUCUGUAAGACCAAACCUUGUUCAUUUUAUUUUCUUCCUAGUUCUAAUUCAUUUAUUGCUGUGCUGUUCAACCCUAUGGAUUGAGUGGAGAAAAAUUAUGCUACUAUAUUUGUAUGACUCUUGGAACUUUGUGGUUCAUAAUGCCCUUAUCAUGCUUUUGCAGAAACUGUUUUAACUAGGAUUGUACCACUAAAGCAGCAGUACUCAAAAUGUCCACUGGAACAAGUGGCUACCUGGAAGGAAAAGGAAAUGUGCCAAAUGUGCUUUUGGUGUCUCCGGUGGCAUAACUCUGUUAAUUACAUACACAUAUUGCAAGAGUUUCAGGAAUGAAAGGGUCAGUGAAGUUUAGGUACAACAGGUCAUCUUUGGCAUUUACCUGUUUUCUUUACCUAAACAAUUCUCUAUGAUACAAUAUUAUUUAGAUAAUCAAUCUUUUUAACUUGUGCUAAGGAACAUUUCACUCAGCAGUCUGUUUCAUGCUCUUACCCUAAGGAAGGGGCUGACUUCUCAGUCCUUCCCUUCAGAGGUUUUAAUAUGUCUUUCAGAUGCAGUUAUAAAUAAAGAGGUAUUUUGUGUAACUGCCAAAAAAAAACUUUCUGUAAUAAAAGCUUAAUUUGAAAUGUA